Daucus carota subsp. sativus is the source of this 2040-nucleotide messenger RNA. Its product is annotated as transcription factor bHLH123. Gene Ontology annotation, biological process: regulation of transcription by RNA polymerase II. The transcript has 7 exons. The coding region runs from base 224 to 1588 and encodes 454 amino acids. NCBI's taxonomy places the organism in Eukaryota, Viridiplantae, Streptophyta, Magnoliopsida, Apiales, Apiaceae. Gene Ontology annotation, cellular component: nucleus. The record is from RefSeq and is a predicted model, not a curated record. Gene Ontology annotation, molecular function: DNA-binding transcription factor activity, RNA polymerase II-specific; RNA polymerase II cis-regulatory region sequence-specific DNA binding; protein dimerization activity.
CGUGGUGAAUCACUUUCCUUUCUCUCCUACGCUCGUCUCUCACUCGAUAUAAAUACAAGUCCAGUGGUGAGAUGCAGCGAAUCGAUUGCCUUUAAUUAACACCACUCCAUCUUCAUUCAAAUUUGCAAGUCCUUCAACAAUACAUCAUAGCGAGAGCGUUUCCAUGCUUUGCUGCCAUCAAGGAGUUCAAGAAUAUUAUACAAUCGAAUCGGAUUAAGUAGGCAUGGGAGACGAGGAGUUUCAAAUCGGGAGCGGAAGCUGGUCGCAGCGAAGCAGAAGCAGCCGGUGUUCUUCGCCGUCAUCGACUUCCACUUACGCCUGGCCGACACAAGUCGGCAACGUUAUGAAGUCACCGGCACUGCUUCUUAAUACGAAUGAUUCGUCUAACUCCGUCUCGGCUAAUUUAUUCCAAGAUUCUCACAAGCAGCCGCUUCAUCAAGACAAUCCUAAUUUACAUUUGAUGGGACUAGGACUCUCUACUCAACCCUUGGACUGGAACCAACAUUUCCGUCGUGGUAUCGAGAAAAGUGAUGAGAAUUCCAGCUUUCGGUCGAUGCUGCAAGAUGAUCACGAUCAGUUAAGUUCGAACGCUCCGAAUUUUCAACAAGCCGAGCAGCCGUGGCCGCCGAGAACACAGAAAAUGAUGAUGUAUUCGUCCUCGUCAGCAGGAACCGAUUCUGAAGGAGCUUUCCCUUCUCUAAAUCCGUCUCAGCUAAUGAGCACCGGACAUCAUCAUCAUCAUCAUCUCAAUCCGAACACAAUUGAUCAUCACUUGGAUUCGUCUUUAUCUAUGCAGUAUCACAACAGCCCUUCCACAACUUCGAUGUUACCCGGGUUGUUAGGAUACGAAAUCAAUCAUCAACCUCAACAACAACAACAGCAACAACAGUCCGCGCCUUUUGACACUCGGUCCCCCAUGACUAACUUCAAUUCCUUUCCCACAAGCUACGGAAUGAACUCAUCCUCGACAUCCGAUCACGAUCCUCAGCAGCUAAUUAUGCAGCCGAAUUCCUGGCAGGCACCGAAUAACAAACCUCAAAACCAGUUACACCUCUCCAACAACGCUCCCUUCUGGAACGCAUCAGCGGCCGCUCCAAUCAUAAAUCACGACGUACGAUCCAACUUUUUCCCGUCUUUGCAAAUGCAAUCAGCCUCAUCGACUUUCGAUGAAAAGCCAAAGAAAAGUAGUAGCAGCGAAACAUCAAACAAAAGGCCUAGGAAUGAAACACCGUCAGCUAUGCCAGCUAAGGCGAGGAAAGAGAAAAUGGGGGACAGAAUCACUGCGCUUCAACAAUUAGUCUCGCCUUUUGGAAAGACGGAUACGGCAUCGGUGCUAUCGGAGGCCAUUGAAUACAUCAAGUUCCUCCAUGAACAAGUCAGUGUUUUGAGUAACGCAUACAUGAAAAGUGGAGCUCCCAUUCAACAACAACAGCAACAGAAAUGUGAUAAAUCAAAGGAUUCAGAAGGGCAAAAACAAGAUCUUAGAAGUCGAGGGUUAUGUCUAGUCCCAGUUUCAAGCACAUUCCCAGUCACCCACGAAACGACGGUCGAUUUCUGGAACCCUACAUUUGGAGGAACUUUUAGAUGAAUUUGAGUAACAUAUAUCAAGUAAUUAGAUGCAGUGGCCAGUCUGCAGCAUCUGGUCUGAUCAUAAUAUGCACUUCUUAAGUACUAGCUACUAAUUUUAUUACAUAUGCAUGCUUAUGAGCCCUAGUGAAAUUGUGUAAAGAUAAGGCAUAGAAGACAGUAGUGCUGGAGCCAAGUAAUUCAUGUUCAAGGGUCCAGAUGAAGGAAAAGGAGAAACACAAGGAUAUGAAGCUUUAAACGACUGGUGAAAUAAUGUUGGGCCAUCCACAGGUGAUAUGAUGCAGCUAGCUUUGGCAGAUUAUAGGGACCAUCAAUUGGAGCUACAGAAUAUAUGGUGUUUAGUAUUGUAUUGUAAUAAUUACUGAUGAUUAAUUUUAAUUAAAACAGAUUGAUUAGGAAUGUAAUCAAGUGCUGUUUUUAUAUAACACAUAAAGGUACCGUAUUUUACAUGUA